This is a messenger RNA of Tricharina praecox, 1085 nucleotides long. Its product is annotated as putative proteasome subunit alpha type 3. Lineage: Eukaryota; Fungi; Ascomycota; Pezizomycetes; Pezizales; Pyronemataceae. The record is from RefSeq and is a predicted model, not a curated record. Gene Ontology annotation, cellular component: nucleus; proteasome core complex; proteasome core complex, alpha-subunit complex. Bases 117 to 911 code for a protein of 264 amino acids. Gene Ontology annotation, biological process: ubiquitin-dependent protein catabolic process. The transcript is spliced from 5 exons.
ACCUCACCUGGCGGGCGGCAUCUGCCAUCUCAACACCGAACCAAAAACAUCAACCACCAUCACCACCGCCCCGUCGAUUUCCAUCCUCCGGACUUCUCCAUACCCCUCCACCCAUCAUGACCUCCAUCGGCACAGGUUACGAUCUCUCCAACUCCGUCUUCAGUCCUGAUGGCCGAAACUUCCAAGUAGAAUACGCUACCAAAGCUGUCGAGAACGGCGGAACUGCUAUCGGCUUGCGUUGUAAGGAUGGUGUAGUUCUCGCUGUUGAGAAGCUUAUUGGAAGCAAGCUACUGGUGCCCGGAAGCAACAAGAGGAUCAGCACUGUCGAUAGGCACAUUGGAAUCGCAUGCUCCGGACUGAUUCCCGACGCCCGUCAUUUCACCUCCCGUGCUCGCAACGAAGCUUUCCAGUGGCGGAAACAGUACCACGGCCCGAUCCCCGUGUCGAGUCUCUCGGACCGGAUGGGACAGUACACCCAGGCGUACACUCUCUACUCGAGUGUUAGGCCCUUUGGUGUGACGGCGAUCAUUGGUGGUGUGGACGAGGAGGGUGGACCGAGCUUGUGGAUGGUCGAGCCUAGUGGAGUUGGCUGGGGCUACUUCGGUGCUGCCACCGGACGUGGGCGUCAGGCGGCCAAGGCUGAACUCGAGAAGCUCGACCUCCCAAACAUCACCGUCGACGAGGGUGUCAAGCACGCCGCCAGAAUCAUCCACGCCGCACACGGCGACAACUCUGGGAAGGAUAAAGACUUCGAGCUGGAGAUGACUUGGAUCCGGGUUGACGAGGCUUCGGCGGUCAAGGGCUUUGGCAAACACGAGGAGGUCCCGAAGGAGCUCAUUGAAGAGGCUGAGAAGGAGGCGAAGAAGGCUUUGGAGGGUGACGACGAUGAUGAGAAAAUGGAAGAGAGCUAGAUUGUGGAUGUUUCUUCGAAGUCCGUGCAUUAACGGCUGCGAGGAGCCAUCUACGGAAUGGCAAUGUCUUUGAAUUCAAUCGUCCACUUAUCGGAGCAUGUGGCGUCACUCGUGGAAAUGCCGGGCAUAACAUGCUUCCCAUGUAGGGUGCGGAAAAUGUGAUACUACAUCCCA